Hippopotamus amphibius kiboko is the source of this 971-nucleotide messenger RNA. It is a transcript of the gene UPK2, whose product is annotated as uroplakin 2. The transcript has 5 exons. Gene Ontology annotation, cellular component: apical plasma membrane. The record is from RefSeq and is a predicted model, not a curated record. Gene Ontology annotation, biological process: epithelial cell differentiation. NCBI's taxonomy places the organism in Eukaryota, Metazoa, Chordata, Mammalia, Artiodactyla, Hippopotamidae. Bases 29 to 586 code for a protein of 185 amino acids.
AGCACCCACCCCAGCUCCCAGCCCAGCUAUGGCGUCCCUGCUGCCUGUCCAGACCUUGCCCUUGAUCCUGAUUCUGCUGGCUGUCCUGGCCCCCGCGGAUGCAGCCGACUUCAACAUCUCAAGCCUCUCUGGUCUGCUGUCCCCGGCGCUGACGGAAAGCCUGCUAGUUUCCUUGCCCCCCUGUCACCUCACAGGGGGCAACGCCACACUGACGGUCCGGAGGGCCAAUGACAGCAAAGUGGUGAAAUCUAGCUUCGUGGUGCCUCCAUGCCGUGGACGCAGGGAGCUGGAGAGUGUGGUGGACAGUGGGUCUGGCUUCACAGUCACCCGGCUCAGUGCAUACCAGGUGACAAACCUCGUGCCAGGAACCAAAUACUACAUUUCCUACUUAGUGACGAAGGGGGCAUCCACUGAAUCCAGUAGAGAGAUCCCAAUGUCCACGCUUCCUCGAAGGAAGGUGGAAUCUAUAGGUCUGGGAACGGCCCGGACGGGAGGCAUGGUGGUCAUCACAGUGCUGCUCUCCAUCGCCAUGUUCCUGCUGGUUCUGGGCUUCAUCAUCACCCUGGCACUGGGCGCCCGAAAGUGAGGACUGCCCCGGGCAGCAGGCUCCUCCAGGAAAUCCAAGGCACCGCCCAUCUCCUCGGCCCAGGGCUCUGCUUUUGCUCCUGCCUUCUCUGCUGAAAAGCCUGCCUGCUCCUGGGCCACAGUUACCAGGCUCUGGCUCCUCUGGUGCUGUCCCCUCCCCUCCCUGCCCCCUCUCCACUGCUGCCCUUUCCUCCCUCUGUCCCCCUCCUUGUCCCCUAAGGCCUCAUCUUGGCCCAACACUCCCCAUGAUUCCCCUCAUCCCACACCUGUCAGAAUUGGUUUUCCUCCCAUUUCGCCUCUUGAACCAGCCCUGACCCCUGACAGACAGGAAUUUCCCCCUCCCUCAGUGAUUUUAAUCCCUACAAUAAAGCCUGAUGCCAUGUUGC